Emericellopsis cladophorae is the source of this 1695-nucleotide messenger RNA. RefSeq lists its product as uncharacterized. The coding region runs from base 1 to 1695 and encodes 564 amino acids. Gene Ontology annotation, biological process: amino acid transmembrane transport. NCBI's taxonomy places the organism in Eukaryota, Fungi, Ascomycota, Sordariomycetes, Hypocreales, Bionectriaceae. The transcript is spliced from 2 exons. The record is from RefSeq and is a predicted model, not a curated record. Gene Ontology annotation, cellular component: membrane. Gene Ontology annotation, molecular function: amino acid transmembrane transporter activity.
AUGACGACAACAGAAGCCAAGGUGCCCCAGGGCCCCAACGACAUCGCUCGCGUCGAGAGUGCGCGCCCGACGUCGCAGGUGGACGGCGACCUCAAGCAGCCCCAAAAUGCCAUCGAGGAGCAGUACGGCUCUACGCACCGCGGUCUGAAGCCUCGACAUGUCCAGCUCAUGGUCAUCGGUGGCUCCAUCGGUGUCGGCCUCUGGGUUGGCGUCGGCACCGUCCUCGCCAAAGUCGGUCCCCUCUCGCUCAUCCUGGGCUACGGCUUCUGGGGCCUCUUCUUCGUCUGGCCUCUGUUCCUCUGCGUCGCUGAAAUGUGUGCCUACCUGCCCAUCCGUGGAUCCAUCUUCGAAAUCGCCUCGCGCGUCUGUGGCCCUGCCAUUGGUCUUGCCAUGGGUUGGACGUACUUCUUCGCCGGGACGAUGCUCAUCUGCGUCGAGUACAGCGCUGUGUCGACCGUCAUGCAAUACUGGGACCAGGACACCAAUCCGGCCGCGUGGAUCGGCAUGGCCAUGGGCGUCUGCAUCUUUCUCAAUGUCGUGGCCGUCAAGUGGUUCGGCGAGGCCGAGUUCGUCAUGGCCUCCACCAAGAUCAUCCUGCUCGUCAUGCUUGUCCUGACCACCAUCAUUACCAUGGCGGGCGGCAACCCCAAGGGCGACGCCUAUGGCUUCCGCAACUGGGACUCUGGUGCCAUGAACUCGUACUACGCCGAGGGGUCGACUGGGCGCUUCCUGGGUUUCUGGUCCGUCGCCAUCUACGCUGCCUUCACCAUUGCCGGACCCGACAUGAUCGCUCUCGCGGCCGGUGAGAUCCAGAACCCUCGUCGCACCAUCCCCCGCGUUGCCAACCUCGUCUUCUGGCGCAUCGUCGGCUUCUAUGUCAUCGGUGUCUUGGCCGUCGGCAUCAUCUGCUCGUCCAAGGAGGAGCGCCUGACUGGCGAGUCCGGCACCGCCGCUUCCCCCUGGGUCAUUGGCAUCGAGAACUUGGGCAUCACCGGCUACUCCCACGUCAUCAACGGCUUCAUCCUGCUGUCUGGCUGGUCGUGCGGUAACGCCUACCUCUACUCCGCCUCGCGUACCCUCUACGGCCUCGCCCGAGAGGGCCAAGCCCCCAAGUUCCUCCUCAAGUGCACAAAGAGCGGUAUCCCCAUCUACUGCGUGGCGGCCGUGUCUCUCAUCACUUGCGUCACCUUCAUGGUCAGCUCCAACUCCUCUGUCGAAGUCUUCUUCUGGUUCGUCGACUUGACCACCACGGCUCUGAUCAUGACUUUCUUCCUCAUGCUCAUCACCUACAUUUGCUGGUUCCGCUCCCGCAAGGCACAGGGCCUCACCAACGACAUGCUGCCCUACAUUGCGCCCUACACCCCCUGGACUGCCUACUGGGCCCUGUUGCUGGUCACCCUCAUGAUCAUCUUUGUUGGCUUUGAUGUGUUUUCGCCCUUCACCGUCCGCGGCUUCAUCACCCGCUACUUUGCGGUCGCCUUCACCGCUCUGGUCACGGCUGUCGGCUGUCUCAAGUACUGGAGGGAGGGCCGCAAGCUGUGGAUCGGUCCCAAGGAGGCUGACCUGUGGAGUGGAAAGGCUGAGGUGGACGCCGAAUGCCGACACUGGGAGGAGGGUGGCAUUGAAGAGAAUGAGAAGGCCAGGCUGGCCGAGCUGCCUCUCAUGAGGCGGACGUGGGAGAAGGUUUGGUCAUAA